Molecule: messenger RNA, 1479 nt
Organism: Saccoglossus kowalevskii
Lineage: Eukaryota; Metazoa; Hemichordata; Enteropneusta; Harrimaniidae
Cellular component (GO): Cdc73/Paf1 complex
Molecular function (GO): protein binding
Source: RefSeq, a predicted model, not a curated record
AUGCCGCUGAUGUACACAGUUCAGCUCAAACAAGAGCAGGCCCAUGAUGACAGCAUAUGGAGUGUAGCAUGGGCAAAGAGUGAAAAAGAUGGUUCUGAUAUUAUUGCUACUGGAUCUGUGGAUGAUUAUGUGAAAAUAUGGAAAUGGGAGAAUGAACAGCUUGAUUUGAGGUACUCAUUGGAAGGUCAUCAGCUUGGUGUGGUCUCGGUGGAUAUCAACCAAACUGGCACAAUUGCCGCUUCCAGCUCUUUAGACAGCCAUAUAAGACUAUGGGAUUUAGAAAGUGGCAAACAGUUGAAAACUAUGGAUGCUGGUCCUGUAGAUGCAUGGACGAUAGCAUUCUCACCAGAUUGUAAAUAUCUGGCUACAGGAAGCCAUACUGGAAAAAUUAAUUUAUUUGGUGUAGAGAGUGGUAGGAAAGAAAGUGCCUUGGACACCAGGGGGAAAUUCACAUUAAGUAUUGCAUAUAGUCCAGAUGGUAAAUACAUAGCCAGUGGGGCCAUAGAUGGUAUUGUAAAUAUAUUUGAUAUACACACUGGAAAAUUACUUCACACACUGGAAGGUCAUGCUAUGCCAAUUAGAUCACUGUGUUUCUCACCAGAUUCCCAAUUACUAGCAACAGCCUCAGAUGAUGGACAUAUUAAAAUAUAUGAUGUACAACAUGCUAAUUUAGCAGGUACCCUGUCAGGACAUGGAUCGUGGGUUUUAAGUGUUAAUUUCAGUCCAGAUAACACACAUUUUGUCUCCAGUUCAUCAGAUAAAUCAGUCAAAAUAUGGGAUGCUGGUACAAGACAGUGCAUAGCAACAUUUUAUGAUCAUUAUGACCAGGUUUGGCAAGCAAAGUACAACGGUAACGGAUCAAAGAUUGUAUCAGUUUCAGACGACAGAGCAAUACAUAUUUAUGACUGUCCACUGUAGAGUUUACAAAGCUACGUCAGACAAAGGGAGAGGGGUGGGGUGAAUGGAAGUGGACUGUUAUUCACCAGUUUGAACAUGAAAAGGAAAUUAUAUUUCUAUACUUCCAUGUGCUUACUUGGCUUACUUGUCUUACAUAUACCUCCCAUAGCAACUAUAAGUUAUAGUUCUGACAGAUUGCUGUGAUUACUAUUUUCCAUUUUUUUUGAAGGAAAAAUGUCCCUGAACAUUAUUUAAAUUUUCCUAUUCCAGUUAAGAAUCAGGUUUUGAAAUAAACAGCCAUCAUAUACAUGAAGACAGAUUUGUUUUGACAUUUAGAGAGGCUUUGGCUUGACAAAACAGUUAAAGCCGAGUGAGAGAUCGAUUGUUAUUUAUACAACAAAUUUUACGGUCUACUUCAUUUCACUAUCACCAUCCCUAGUAAAGACAAUAUAAUGAUUUAAAGAGACACCAGAACAAAGCUUGGGGGAAGGGGGCAUACUUUAAAUGUUUUCUUUACCAAAUAAAAUGUACAUAAAUUUGUUUUUUUUUUCCUAUUCAAGAUUUAAUAAAUAAUGUGUGUAC